CUCUUAACUCUUCAAUCUAUGGUUUGGGAUAAAGAACACAAAGAAAGCAAAAGGAGAUUUUUUGUUUAUCACUACCUGCCCAAACUCAGUGGUGAUAUGGCUAGAUUGGUGACCGAUAAAGAAGAACUUAGUCUGCACGAUUUCCAUAAACGUCAUCAUAAAAACCCUCGAGCAAUGGGUGUUGCUGUCGGAAACGUCAAAUACAUUCUCUUACAAGUGCUUCAAGGAUUGAAUUAUUUGCACGACAAUCAUCAAUGCAUCCAUAGGAAUGUGAAGGCCAGCAACGUGCUCAUAAAGUUCUUCUGUAAUUGUGAUAAUCCUGUUCAAUGCUCGUGUGAUGUCAAGUAUCAAGUGGUCAUCUGUGACUUCGAUGCUGCGCUAGAAUUGGACUCAUCUUCUCGAAUACCUCCCACCACCACUCACUCAUCACGCUCACAAGCUAAACAGUACGAGAUUGUUCCGGUGGGUACAAAUGGGUUCCGAUCGCCUGAAUCCAGUAUACUCAUGAUUGCUAAUUCCCCUGAUGCGUUCUCUCCACCCCUCUCCACUAAGGCGGACAUCUACAGCUUUGGUAUUCUCUCAAUGCGACUCAUGAUGAGCACGGACACUCCGUACAGUCAGCGGGCUAUGUCCACACUGUUGUUAUAUUACCAUCAGAGCCUGGGGGUCAGUGAGGGGAGACUCAAAAGCCCCAGUGUGUGGAGGGUGGAAGAAAGUACAGUACUGAAGUUGCUCAAGCUCCACAAGCUCAAUGCAAGGAUGAGAUGGUUAAGAGGAGCCUAUGAAUUUGCCAGCAAGUGUCUAUUAGUGGAUCCAGAGGAACGGCCAUCAGCAAGCUCUCUUCUCAAGGAUCCAUUCCUUAAUUGUCACAUGUGCAGAAUAAAGAGAUACAAACGAUUCGAAUGUGCUUGUUUCUGAGGACAUGGCAAAGCAUCUAACAUCGAUCUGAUUUUGAUUGAUUGCAAUUAAGAAUAAAAUCACCCCCUACCAAGCAACGUAUACUUUUUUGAAAGACCCUCUCCCAAAUUUGGUCAACCAUCGUGUCACAGUUAAUUCAGAUCUUGAUUCCGAAUAUAAAUGAUGAAGAGCGUAAAAUUAGAAACAUAAUAGAUUUGUAUAUACUUGACUGAAGAGCGUAAAAUUAAUAAGAAAACAUAAUAGAUUAAUUGAUUUGUACUUGGCAAUUGAUUGUACUUAGCGGUAUAUGUUAUAAUUAUUGUACUUGAAUAAAUGAAAAUAAAAAGAGUUCACAUUGGAUGUGACGUCCUGUCUA
Halichondria panicea is the source of this 1273-nucleotide messenger RNA. RefSeq names its product probable serine/threonine-protein kinase mkcD. Gene Ontology annotation, molecular function: ATP binding; protein serine/threonine kinase activity. The transcript has 4 exons. Gene Ontology annotation, biological process: protein phosphorylation. Bases 19 to 918 code for a protein of 299 amino acids. Gene Ontology annotation, cellular component: cytoplasm. The record is from RefSeq and is a predicted model, not a curated record. Lineage: Eukaryota; Metazoa; Porifera; Demospongiae; Suberitida; Halichondriidae.